AUGAAAUCGAGAACUGAAAUUCCAAUAUCGAAUUAAUUAACACCUUAUUUGGCCAAUUUGUAAGAUAAAUAGGAUAGAGUAUUAAGAAUGCUUUUGAAAAAAAAUAACUAAUUGGAGUUCAAACAAAUAAAGGUUGUUUAGAAAUAAACAUUAAAACAUAAAUCGCAACAUUUUUAAUUGCCAUAAAUUUAGAAUGCUGAUUUUAAUGAAAACAAAGACAGAAAAUACAGAAAAUAUAAAAAUUUUUAUUAUUCAGAUUAAAAAUCACAGUAACAGGAAUAUAAUUUGGAAUCUAGAGUAUAAGAAAUUUUGGAUAAAAUAUGUCAUGUAAGGAAAAAAUAGAUCAACGAUUUUAGACCUGAAUCGAAUCUGAUGAAGAGAAAAGGUUAUUCAGUUGAUUUACCUAAAUAGCAUCCUUCCAUCUUAUAACAGAGACAAAAAAGUGUAUAACAAAAUACAUUUAACUACUUCUUGUAGCCAACUCAAUUGAAUUCUGAGUCAGAUUGGCUCGAGUUUGUUUUUGGUUGA
Messenger RNA from Paramecium tetraurelia, 528 nucleotides. RefSeq lists its product as uncharacterized. The record is from RefSeq and is a predicted model, not a curated record. NCBI's taxonomy places the organism in Eukaryota, Ciliophora, Oligohymenophorea, Peniculida, Parameciidae. The transcript has a single exon.